AUGUACAUUUUAAUAACACAAGAAAACGUUGAGCAUUUCAGCCCAUUAAAUCGAUACUUGACUACUGGAUCCCCUGAAACGGAAUGCUACCAUGUCAUAGGCCACGAGCAAUUGCAUUCUCUCUCCUUGGAGAGGCGACAGGCUGAAAAGGCUUACUUCGGCCAAAAGGUUGUUCAGGUCACUGGGUCAUGGCCACUUUUCCUUUGCCGGUUUGUUCUUGGUUCUUACAUAACAGUGGCAGCUAUUUUAAUACUGAGAGCCCACGUGAGAUCUCUCGGCAUUCCUUUCGAUUCAGGUACUUUGGUACAGCACGCAAUUGUUAUCAGGCGGUGA
Fusarium graminearum PH-1 is the source of this 333-nucleotide messenger RNA. RefSeq lists its product as uncharacterized. NCBI's taxonomy places the organism in Eukaryota, Fungi, Ascomycota, Sordariomycetes, Hypocreales, Nectriaceae. The record is from RefSeq and is a predicted model, not a curated record. The coding region runs from base 1 to 333 and encodes 110 amino acids. The transcript is spliced from 5 exons.